UCGGUACAAACAAAAAGAUCUUCUGAUACAUAACUUGGUAAUAAUCCUCGUGCCGCCACAAUAAUAUGAUGCUCAUUUCACAUAUAUUGCAGGUAUACAAGAUGUCUGGAUUUAGUCAUUUUCUCCUGUGCUUCUGGAUUCUAGGAUACAUGUUCUGCAGUUCCAGGGCAUGGUAUGUUAAGAUGCCAAGCAAUAUCAAAGGAUUAGUAGAUUCCUGCCUUGUCAUCCCUUGCAGUUUUGACUACAAUCAGUAUCCACCUUACAGACCAGACCGUGUGGUUUGGUACCAGUAUGUGAGCCAGGGAUAUCCUUUGGUUUAUGACAGGUGGUACCCAGAAGAAGUCAUUAAAACAUUUAGAGGUAGAACACGCUUAUUUUCUCCCGCAUACAAGACAUGCAGUCUUGAAAUCUCUCGAGUGAAGUGGUCUGACCACAGACAGAAGAUUUACCCCUGGGUAGAUCCAGAGAAUGUCGGAAAAAGCACCUAUCGAUUCUUUGACACAACUGUAACAAUUGAAGUAGUGGACAGGGCAGAGAUGCCACAUAUUAUGAUCUUUGGUGAAAGGAAGGUUGGACAGCCUGUGACAGUGCAGUGCACUGUUUAUCACACCUGUCCCACUUAUCCACCUACUCUGAGUCUCAACGGCAGAACACAAGGCACUGGUAUAACUCAUAGCUCAAUGUCUGAUGGCACAUCCAGAACUACCUUGACGGUCACACUGAACAUAGAGAGAGACCUCCAAACUGUGAUGUGCAUGGUCCGACACAAAAGUGGUCACAGCGAAACAGCCUCUGUAACCUUAAUUUCUGAAUGCUCCUUUUUACCCCUGACCAUCACAACUACAACAGACGAAUUUCUUGAGGGACAGCCAAGUAAAGUAACCUGCAAUGCUGUGUACACAUGCCCAAAACAUAUACCAACUUUCAAGUGGAACUAUGGUAGCAUGCCAACCUCCACUGAUACCAUAAAGAGUCAAAGUGCUCAGUGGAAGACCGUCUCCACACUGACAUUCACAGCAUCGGCCAAAGACCAUGGAAGGUCUCUGACAUGCUCUGCACAAUUCACUGGGGGUCCGAGGCAGGAAGCGAGCAUCACCCUACGGGUAAAGAGAAAUAUGCUCUCUCGUGGUUGGUCCUUCACCACCCCUAGCAGCAUCACAGGCAUGAGAGGCUCCUGUAUCGUCAUUCCUUGUAGAUUCACCUACAGUAUCUCCCAGCCUGCUGACCUCCAGGUUAUAUGGUACUUGUUCCAGAGCAAUGGAUACCCAUCUGUUUUUGACCUAAAACAGAAUGUUAUUAGCAGGUAUAGUGGGAUAACUAGCUUGAUUGGAUCUGUGGGGGAGAGGAAUUGUAGUCUUAAGAUUGAGAGGUUGGAGAUGACACACAACCAGGACAGACUUUACCCUUGGGUAGACAAGAACCCUAUUACCUCCUACCACACCCUGGGCCACACGUUUUAUGACAAAACCUCUCAAAUUAUUGUUUUAGAGCAUGCACAGGAACCGCAGCUUAGCAUCACUGGUAUUCCAAGGGUGGGAGAGCAGAGCAGAGUGUCCUGCACUGUGCGCCAUACAUGUAUCUCUGCUCCCCCGAUCCUGGCCCUGAAUGGUAGAACUGGAGCAGACCAAAUUAUGGACACUCUGGUAUCUGAUGGGAUUUGGGAAAGGAAAGUAGAGCGAAUCUGGACUGUAGAAGAGGAGGACCAGAGUGUGAAGUGCACUGUUAGCUACCAUGGUGGUCAGACAGCCACAAGUGAGCUCAGGCUGAAUGUUGAAUGUCCGUAUGAAAAAAUCAAAAUGACUGAGAAGCCAGGCGAGGCAACGGAGGGUGUGGCAAAGAGUGUAAUCUGUUCUGUUUCGUAUAAGUGCAAGAAAAAUACGCCAACCAUCGUGUGGAACUACAAAGACAUGCAGAGUUCGUUACAGACCAGAAAGAUCUCCAGCAAUACUUAUAAUGCUGUGUCAAAUCUAACCUUUAUUGGCACUCUUGGGGAUGACAAUAAUUCUUUGACUUGCACCGCUCAGUUUAUUACUGGAGAGACCUCAGACUCUGCAACCAUUCAUAUAAAAAAAUAUGAGAAACCAGUUGAAGAAGUAGAUCCGCAUGAAAAUGACACAUUCCACGUUCUCGCUGCUGACGUCCCUUUCAGAUUCAGCGCCCUGACCCGCUCCUGUGUGGUGAUUCCCUGCAGCUUCCAGUUCCAGGAGGAUGUGCCUCUCACACGUGGCAUCUGGUCCAAAAAAAACGGGGGCAUCGUCUUCCAUAACGGCCAGAGCCGAGUGCUUGACCACUUCAAAGGCCGCACAAAAAUAUUAGGAGAUCUGAGUGAAGGAAACUGUACAUUAGAGAUUGAUGACAUCAAACCCUUUGACAAUGGGCCCUUCUGUUUCCAUGCAGAGAAAGGAAAUGACAAAUACAGAUUCAACAAUAGCUGUGUAUUUAUUGUUAUGAAAGCUUCCCCAGAAAAACCAGUGAUGACCCCAGUUCCAGCAGAAGUCGAUGCUGGCUCAACGAUUACUGUCUCGUGUUCUGUGACGCACACAUGUCCAUCACAUCCUCCAGUGGUCUCAUGGAGUGUCCCUAGCCUCACCAGUGAGGUCAUACACACCUCAAUGCAGCAGGGCAUCUGGCAGACAACCUCCACCAUCAGUUUCAUGGUUGCAGGAGGUGACGGGGUCAAAAACCUAACUUGUACUGCAAUCUCCUGGCGUGACAAGCAACAAGCCAACACAGUAAAGCUGACUGUAAAGGGAUCACUAAUGUACCAGUUAAGAAGCUCUCUACCAGUAUCCAUUCCAGUGUCAAUUCUCCUGAUUGCAAUCAUCCUAGCUGCAGUGUUUGGAGUGUUCAUUUAUAGGAAAAGGAAGCGCACUGACGACUCGCCACCACCUCGACCAGAGAAAAGGAGAUCACUAUGGGAUAGAUUAUCCAGGAGAUACCCUGAAGGCAGGGAAAGACCCUCAAGGCCGGAAAAACGGGGGUCCAUUUGGAGUCGAUUCUCCCGGGGAACAAGGGACGACGGUGUCGAGUGGCAAAAUGAGAGGAGACCCAGGAAGUCAUUCUGGAGCAGAUUUUCAAGACGCCAAGAUGACACUGUGAACCUCAAUGUUGGCUACUCACACAACAGCACCGCUGUCAAAUGUGACACUCAAUUCUCCAAACAACGCUUUCCAUCCCCGAAGGAAAACCGGAGACCUCCUCGCUCUGCCAGGCCUGAGGUUAGUAGUGCUGUGGAUAGCCUGUAUGGCAACAUUUAAGUUCUUCGAGAUAUCUUGCAAACAUCUCGUGCUUCCAGGACCAUGUUGCUGUUAUCAUUUUACAUUCAUAUACAUGCUUAACAUUACAUGCUUGUUUGUGUGUGGGAGAAGUGAUGUCGGUCUUGUAUUAAAACAAUUUACUCACUCAUAAAAUAUAUCAAUAUAAAAUAUAUCAGCUGUCGCUUAACUCAAUUUGUGCACCUGUUAAAUAAACAUAAUAAAUACUUACUACAAACUCUA
This is a messenger RNA of Morone saxatilis (striped sea-bass), 3497 nucleotides long. RefSeq lists its product as uncharacterized. The transcript is spliced from 21 exons. Bases 66 to 3257 code for a protein of 1063 amino acids. Lineage: Eukaryota; Metazoa; Chordata; Actinopteri; Moronidae. The record is from RefSeq and is a predicted model, not a curated record.